UUAAUAAGGAGAGCACAAUUUGACAACAAUGGCGCCAAGCAAGCUUCAGAAAGCCAUCGGCGCGGUGAAGGACCAGACGAGCAUCGGCCUGGCCAAGGUCGGCAACAGCGCCUCCAUCUCCGAUCUCGAAGUCGCCAUCGUGAAGGCCACGCGCCACGAGGAGUACCCGCCGGACGAGCGCUACGUCCGCGAGAUUAUCAACCUCACCACCUACUCACGCGCCUUCGUCAGUUCCUGCGUCCGCACCAUCGCUCGUCGACUCAACAGGACCAAAAACUGGGUGGUUGCGCUCAAGGCGCUCAUGCUCAUCCAGCGUCUCCUCGCCGAGGGCGACGUCGCCUACGAGCAGGAAAUCUUCUUCGCCACGCGCCGCGGCACGCGCCUCCUCAACCUCUCCGACUUCCGCAACACCUCCGGCAACUCUCACGCCUGGGACUACUCCGCCUUCGUCCGCUCCUACGCACUCUACCUGGACGAGCAGCUCGAGAUGCGAAUGCAAGGACGCCGAGGCAAGCACAGCGCCUACGGAUACCACCUCGAGGAAGACGAACAUGGCGGCUCACCCAAGUCCUCGCCGGCCGCCGGAAAAUCCACUCCGGUACACGAAUUGAAGACCGAGAGCCUCUUCACCAAGGUCCACCGCCUCCUCCAGCUUCUCGACAGGUUUUUAGCCUGCCGCCCUACAGGUGCCGCAAGGGAUCACAGGGUCGUGAUCGUAGCUCUGUAUCCCAUUGUGAAGGAAAGCUUUCGGCUAUACUACGACAUUACGGAGAUCCUCGGCGUGCUGAUCGAGCGAUUCCUCGACCUCGAGCCGUCGCAUAUGGUCCGAGUUCACGACAUCUUCUCCCGCGCCGUGAAGCAGUACGACGAGCUCGAUGCCUUCUAUGCAUGGAGCAAGACCGUCGGGAUUGCCCGUUCGUCAGAGUAUCCGGAUGUCGAGAAAAUCUCGCAGAAGAAGCUCGACAUGAUGGACGAGUAUGUCCGGGAGAAGACUGUCGCCAGCAGGCUUCCACCGGAGCCAGAACCCGAACCGGAACCCGAGCCAGAACCCGAGCCUGAGGAGGACAUGAACAACAUUAAGGCGUUGCCACCGCCGGAGGAGGUGCCGGAAGAACCGGAGGAGGAGAUGACUGCGAUCGUGGAGGUGCCUAAAGAAGAGCCGAAGAAAGUCCAAGAUGAAGGUGAUCUGCUACACUUGGGCGACGAUGCGCCGACCACCGAAGAACACGGCGACAGAUUGGCGCUGGCUUUAUUCAACGGGCCACCGGCAACAACCACCUCGACUGACGGUCCCACGCCGUGGGAGGCAUUUAAAGGCGACUGGGAGACGGCGUUGGUUCAGUCUACCAGCUAUUUGUCGAACCAGAAGGCAUCCCUCCCCGGAGGCUUCGACACAUUGACUCUUGACGGGAUGUACCAGCAAGGGGCAAUGAAUCAGGCUGUGGCUGCUGCUGGCGUGUUGGCCACUGGGAGCGCCAGCAGCGUUGCGCUCGGUUCGGCUGGAAGGCCGGCCAUGUUGGCGUUGCCAGCCCCGCCUUCAGCUGAUGGUGCUGCUUCGAAUUCGUCGGUUCUGACCGACCCUUUCACCGCCUCCCUCGCCAUCGCUCCACCAGCGUACGUGCAAAUGUCCGACAUGGAGAAGAAGCAGAGACUGUUAGUCGAAGAGCAACUAAUGUGGCAGCAUUAUCAUCGCGACGGGAUGAAAGGGCAAGUCAGUUUAGCUAAAGCACAACCGUAUCCAUAUCACUACGCCUAAAUGCAGGUAAAAAUCUUUGAGAUAGUAUUUUUUUUGGAGUCGGGAUGUGGUGGUUCAAUUCAAGCGACAGGUUUACGAUGCUAUCCUAUCGAUUAUGUAUGUAGUAAAAAACACAGAGUUACAUCUGUUUCUUGCAGUGUAUGUAAUCUAUAUAGCUAUUCUUGGCUCAAAUGUAAUGAAUAUGUGUAAUAUAUAUACGAAAAAAUGAACAAUC
This is a messenger RNA of Andrographis paniculata, 1970 nucleotides long. RefSeq names its product putative clathrin assembly protein At1g03050. The record is from RefSeq and is a predicted model, not a curated record. NCBI's taxonomy places the organism in Eukaryota, Viridiplantae, Streptophyta, Magnoliopsida, Lamiales, Acanthaceae. Gene Ontology annotation, cellular component: clathrin-coated pit; clathrin-coated vesicle. Gene Ontology annotation, molecular function: clathrin heavy chain binding; SNARE binding; phosphatidylinositol-4,5-bisphosphate binding. Gene Ontology annotation, biological process: clathrin-dependent endocytosis; vesicle budding from membrane; clathrin coat assembly. The transcript is spliced from 2 exons. The coding region runs from base 29 to 1756 and encodes 575 amino acids.